AUGGCUACGGUAAACGGAGCCAUUGACCAGCCGGUCGGGCUACUCGACUGCCCUCUGGAGGUCCGCAAUCAAAUUUACGCCAGCAUUCUUCUCGACUUCCCACACCCCACCGUUGAGCAGCUUCUAUCACGUGCUAUGUCUUUCCUCCCUGGAAGCGAGGACGAACAGGCUGAAGCUUUUGACAAUCAUGCUCAGAGAUACCCCGAGAAGACACAUAAGAUCAGCACAAACAUCCUCUUGACGAAUCGCCAGACUUUCGCCGAAGGCAGAGAGAUAAUCUUGCGGCGCGGCCGCUUUGUGAAAGUCAUCGCUUCCGAUGUUGAUCUUUCACAACGGUUAUUUGCAAGUCAUCUCUGCUUGAUUGAUGCCAAGUACAGUAAUCUGUGCAUUCUGACUCACCACAUAAGCCUUGAUUCCGUACACAUCGAUGCUUCGUCUUCUCAUGGCGAAUUUGUUCUCUGCGGCAGUGAUGUAGACGUCUUCUGUCGUGCGAUCAUGGGAGACAGUGGCCUUGUCUUGUUCCACCAAAUGGAUGAGGCGACCCGCCAUUCGCUGGCUUUCACAACCAAUUUUCACGAGGGUAACACCACCCCGGACUACCUUACAACGCCCGACAUCCACGCCAUGGUCCUUCAACCUUUCCGGAAGUACCUCCGUGAGUUUUCCAGAAUCUCGUUGCAGGGUGAAUAUGUUGGCCUGAGCACAGAACUUGCUGCCAAUGUCAUUCAAGACAUCCGAUCUUGCCACGUUGUGGAUCGUGAACGGCUCAUCGCAGAUAUACAGAGCUUGCACCUGCUAGGCAGAGAUUUGAUUGAUGAGAAGGGCUUCAAACAUUCUAUGGUUCCGAUUGAGAAAGCCUUUGCUAUGUGCGCACGAGGUACAGGGCGAAAAGAUGUGUGGGCCGCGGCCCAAUACAGUACCAGCGACGACAAAGCCUUCAUAGAGGACCUUCUGGGAAGAGCUUACUCUUUGCUGGAAUGCCAGCUGACCAACAUCGUUGUUUCAAUCGCCCAGACUCCCGUGGAUCCAGACGUCUCUGAUGCACGGAGCAAUGAUAUCUUGCGCGCAUAUGAAAUGAGUGUCGGGGCUGGGUUGUCCUUUGGCGUCCCUGAGUGGAAGCCCGACCGUCAGUCAGAGAUCUACCUCAACACUACCGUGGCCAUGGGUCUUGUGGUAAUUUACAAUGGCAGACCACCUGAUGAAACGUGCCUAGCGGUAGGUUGCAAAGCGGCCCGACGGGCUCUAGAUCUGGAUCCUGGCAACAAAUUGUUGCAGGCAGCGAUGGAGAGAUAUGAAGACUGGAAGACACAUGCUCUUCAGCAAGGUUACUUUCCAGACAUCCAACAUGAGGAAUUGCAGAACCUGGGUCGUGGAUGGUGGAGCGACCUUUAA
Molecule: messenger RNA, 1392 nt
Organism: Diaporthe amygdali
Lineage: Eukaryota; Fungi; Ascomycota; Sordariomycetes; Diaporthales; Diaporthaceae
Exons: 2
Coding region: 1-1392 (463 amino acids)
Source: RefSeq, a predicted model, not a curated record